AUGAGUCGCAUACGCAUACGCGUUGGUAACACUGGUGUCGAAGGACAGGUGUGCAUGGCGGACGCUUUGUGUCUCUUCAAGGAGAAGGCUGUCGUAGGCAAACUGCCCGAUCCACAUCUCUUCACUGUUGCAACUUUGACUGGCCACGAUUGUAUUUCAGUUGGUGAUGGUUACUCCAUUGCCAUCGAUAAUAGUGUGGCACAUAAGGCUGGACAUGCACGUUUGCUGCAAGAGACCGGUCAAUCUUUCGGUGAACCGUUCGAGGUAUCCGUGUUGCGUCCAGAUGAUUUCGACUUUAACAAAGGUAAAAUGAUUGGCGAAGACGUCGUACAGGCCAAUAAUGCACCUUCGACACGCACGCCAAGAGGUCAUCAGAUUCCAGCAGCUUUUCUCAUUCAAGCUACUGGUUUGGACAAACAUGGCGUCGAUUCGAAGUUUCCGAUCAAAUAUACACACAUUGGCAUCGCUGGUAGUGCUUGUGUAUUUCCAGAGAUGCCAACUGGUGCACCGAUUGUAGCAUUGGCAAAAACCCAUUUGGAUACUUAA
Molecule: messenger RNA, 546 nt
Organism: Anastrepha obliqua
Lineage: Eukaryota; Metazoa; Arthropoda; Insecta; Diptera; Tephritidae
Product: putative aminopeptidase W07G4.4
Exons: 1
Coding region: 1-546 (181 amino acids)
Biological process (GO): proteolysis
Cellular component (GO): cytoplasm
Molecular function (GO): metalloaminopeptidase activity; manganese ion binding
Source: RefSeq, a predicted model, not a curated record